Bombyx mori (domestic silkworm) is the source of this 11363-nucleotide messenger RNA. RefSeq lists its product as uncharacterized. The record is from RefSeq and is a predicted model, not a curated record. Bases 2296 to 6723 code for a protein of 1475 amino acids. Gene Ontology annotation, molecular function: DNA helicase activity. The transcript is spliced from 3 exons. Gene Ontology annotation, biological process: telomere maintenance; DNA repair. Lineage: Eukaryota; Metazoa; Arthropoda; Insecta; Lepidoptera; Bombycidae.
CCCCCCAAUCCCCAUCUGGCAACUGUGUCAGAGUGAGGGUAAAUUUGACAUACGUUUGAGAGAAUAAUGCGUUUGUUUCUAUUAAUCAGUGGUCGAAUUGGUAGCUUGUGCUUCUCUAUGGUUAUAUAUUUUUUAUUUUCAACGAUAUCAUCAGUUAUAGAUUUUGAUGACAAAUAUAUGCAUAUGCGGUUUUUGGAAAUUUUAAACAAAAACCUUAUUUGAGCCUUAUUUAGCCUUCCCUAAGGCUUGUGCGUAGUCUUUAAUUUGCACGUUUUCUAUAGCGUCAAUUACAAUAGCUUGAUAUUUUUUGGGAACAUCGUAUCUUGUGUAACUUUCGCAUAACUGGGGCAGUAAACUAACGUUUGGGUACUCAUUUUGUUCCUGUAGUCAGAAACAAUUUAAACAGUUAACUAAAACUCUUAUUAUCACUGCAUAUAGAUUGAGUACCUUAGUAUCAUUUUAUCGAUCACAAUUAUUAUCACGGAACGGUAUUUAUAACACAUGGAAAAUCACGAGUUCACGAGAGACAAUGACCGACGAGCGGCGUGUGCGUUCUUCGAGACAUGAUAUCUCACUGAUUAUUAAUGAAGUUAAAAAUGAAUUUUGCGUAUCAUACGAUCGUAAUGAAUAAAACUUUUGAAACUGAGCGAUUCUUUAUUGUACCGGAACACUUUAGUGGCACUUUUUUAGGCAAAUGCGUUGAAAAUCUACAAAACUCUUAGAAUAUAUAAUUUUUUUCUAGAAUUGACAUAGGAUAAGUUUGUGUAUUUGCGGUUUUUCUUUCUUCACGCGAUAAACCACCAAACUUAGGUUUUCUGCCUCUUUUUGUCCGUUUUGUAUCUUUCAGCCAAUGAUGAUUGCAGAUCAGAAACGGUUUGUCCGUUUGAUCUUUCAUUACGAUCAACAUUAUCAGAUAUGUUUUUCAGUAUCUAGAACAAAGUUUAUUUCAUCACCAUGAACUUCUAAAUUGAUCAAGUCUGGUUGAGGACUAGUAAACUCAUUUAUUUGAUUAAUUUCUACAUGUUUGGUACUAGUGAUUAAAGAAAUUGAAUCAUUAGAUAUAUCUUCACUGGUUGGAUAAUCCGCAACAGCAUUGUAGUCCGGAUCUCUCACUGCAUCAUCGCCAGCAUUAUUAAAUAUUGGAUACAGCAUUGUCACUUCGCAAGCUUGCAGUCAUUGAAGUCUCAGACAACGCGUCGUUGUUUGGAUUAUUACCCAUCGAAUCGGCUAAGGGUCAAUUCCCACUGAAAGAGCAGCGGCGCGCAGCGCCGUAAGAGCAAGUGACUGAGCGCGGCGCCGCAAGGGGCAGUGUGGCGCCGCGAGAGGCAGCACGGCAUCCCGAGGUGCCGCAAUGAGCCUCCGCGUGGUAGCUUUGAAAACUAGUGUGCGAUCUACUGCACUCAAGGAAAGUUGUGUGGCAAUAAAUAUGGUGGAUUUGGAUUUAUGUAUCAUAGCACUGGCUGUAGAAGAAGAACAAGAAGUAACAAACAAAACAGAAAGAAAAAGGAAAAUAAAAUUUUGGGUACAUGAUUUAUGGAAGAAAAGAAGAGAAGUUGGUGAAUUUGAAACAUUUUGUAAAAAUUUAAAUCAGUACCCAGAUUUGUACUACGAUUAUUAUAAAAUGACCUAUAUUCAAUUUGAAACCUUAGUGAAUAUCUUAAAGCCACACCUCAAGAGACACGAAACAAAUUUUCGAAUACCUGUAUCUGUUGAAGAACGAUUGUCUAUAUGCCUCAGGUAAGUAUUAUUUUGUAUAAUUAUAUUGUUUUGUAUAAUUUAACUACCGAGCAGACUACCACUGACCCAGACGGUCUUCAGUUAAUUAACUAGACUGUUUAAAAAAAACAUAUAGAUAUUAGGUAUAAACUCAAAACAUCUAUAUAUAUAAAAGAAAGUCGUGUUAGUUACUUCACUUAUAACUCAAGUACGGCUGAACCGAUUUAGCUGAAAAUUGGCAGGGAGGUAGUUUAGAGCCAGGAGAAGGACAUAGGAUACUUUUUAUCCCGUUCGACAUCAUUCCCGUGUGACUUGACAUUUAACGUCAGUCACUAUAAAACGUGGUAUAACAAAAAAGAAUCAGACUUGGAAUAACAAAAUUGACGUAUAAUGACAGCUAUGUAAUGACGUAUGGAUGACAAUUUGAUAUUUGUAAGAAAUCAAUAAUAAAACUAUUUCUAUUAAAUAAAUAAUUCACAUUAUUGCCCAAUUGCCCAUUCGUAUAAACAGUGAAGUGAACUAUAAAACUCGGUAUGGUUGAAAAUUUAAGUUUUUAGGUGAAGUGAAGUUUAAUUAAUAAUGCUGCGACCAAGACGAUCGAAUCUUUCCCGACAAAGCCGUGAUGCAAGAAGAAUACGAAAUACUGCAAAUGAAAGGACUGAAGAAGAACAAGAAAUUGCACGUGAACAGCGCCGCGAUAGUAUGGCUCGACUUCGUGCUUCUCAAUCACGAGAGCAAAGUGAAGCAGCCCGUGAAACAGCUCGGUUGGCAAUGCAGAAUCGUCGAGCGAACAACAGAGGUCAACAAAUAGAUAAUUUGCGACGCAGAACAAGAUAUUUAUCAAGUGCUGAUUUGAAUCGAGCAGCGUUUCAAUACGAUUGCAGCAAUGAUUCCAGCUUGCAUCCUAGCGUUUGCAUUGGGCAAAUGGACGUAGUUUGCGAGUAUUGUGGUGCAUUAAAGUUUUCCGAAGAAACGCCUGGAUUAUGCUGCCUUAAUGGUAAAGUGAAAUUGCCAUUGUUGACUCCGCCACCUGAGCCAUUGUAUUCAUUGCUUUGUGGCGAAACACAAGAAUCACGCCACUUUCUUGCAAAUACUCAAAAAUACAAUGGUUGUUUCCAAAUGCCGUCAUUUGGGGCAGAUAUUAUCGAAGAACGGGGAUUUAAUCCGACAUUUAAGAUACAAGGACAGAUUCAUCAUCGAAUUGGAUCAUUACUACCUUUCGAAGAUACACAGAAUAAAUUUUUACAAAUAUAUUUCAUGGGCAACAUGGAAGAACAACUUGAUCGACGCCUAGAGAUCAAUGCAGGAAUGAAGCGAGCAAUUCUUCAAGACUUGCAGUGUCUGCUUCAUGAACAUCAUGCGUUGGUCAGGUUGUUUAAGAGUGCUUUAGAGCGCAUGCCAAGUGAUGACUAUAAAGUUGUUAUCAAAGCAGAUAAACGACCAUCUGGAACACACGAAGGGACAUUUAAUGCUCCAACAGUAGACGAACUUGCCAUCCUGAUUGUUGGUGAACAAUUGGAAAAACGCGAUAUUGUGCUUACACGUCGCGAUACUGGGCAACUGCAACAAAUAUCUGAAACUCAUCGAUCAUAUGACACAUUGCAAUACCCGCUGAUGUUUUGGCAAGGAGAAGAUGGAUAUUAUUUUAAUAUUAAAAUGAAAAAUCCAUUGAAUGGUGAAGAAACUACAAAGAAAGUUAGCUCAAUGAAUUAUUACGCAUAUCGUUUGAUGAUUCGUCAAAAUGCUGACAACUAUUUGCUGCGGUUUCGUCGAUUGUUUCAGCAGUAUUGCGUUGACAUGUAUGUAAAAAUAGAAACGGAACGUUUAACAUUCAUUAGGUUGAACCAAGCCAAACUGCGUUCUGAGGAGUACAUCCAUUUACGUGAUGCAGUUAGUACUGAAGGAAAUGCAGCUAAUAUUGGUCGAUUAACUAUUCUGCCGGCGACAUACAUUGGUAGUCCACGUCAUAUGCAUGAAUAUGCACAAGAUGCAAUGACAUAUGUUCGUCAUUACGGUCGGCUUGAUCUCUUUAUUACUUUUACCUGUAAUCCAAAAUGGAUAGAAAUUACUCAAUUGCUGCUUCCCGGACAAACAUCAAGUGAUAGACACGACAUCACAGCACGUAUAUUCAGGCAAAAAAUUCGGUCCCUGAUGAACUUUAUUGUUAAACAACGCGUCUUUGGAGACACUCGAUGCUGGAUGUAUUCAAUCGAAUGGCAAAAGCGAGGCCUGCCGCACGCACACAUUCUUAUUUGGUUAGUGGAAAGAAUUCAGCCUGACCAAAUAGAUGAUAUCAUAUGUGCUGAGAUUCCUGAUUAUGAAGUCGAUCCAGACCUACAUGAUGUUGUUACUACUAAUAUGAUUCAUGGACCGUGUGGUGCCAUCAAUCCCCAAUCACCUUGCAUGGUCGAUGGAAAGUGCUCUAAACGAUAUCCACGGAAAUUAACGGCGGAGACUGUCACUGGCAAUGAUGGUUAUCCGCUGUAUCGGCGUCGAUCACCAGAUGACAACGGUCGAACUGUCACAACGAAAGUGAAAAGAAUGGAUUUCGUUGUCGACAACAGUUGGAUUGUUCCAUAUUCGCCACUUAUUUCUAAAUCGUUCAAGACACAUUGCAACGUUGAAUACUGCAAUUCAGUUAAGUCCAUAAAAUAUAUUUGCAAAUAUGUCACGAAAGGCAGUGAUAUGGCGGUUUUUGGAUUGCAAUCCUCGAAUACCAACGAUGAAAUUUCACGCUAUCAAGUUGGUCGUUAUGUGAACUGUAAUGAAGCGAUUUGGCGUAUAUUCGCAUUUCCCAUUCACGAACGUCAUCCUACUGUUACGCAUUUGGCGGUGCAUCUGGAGAAUGGUCAACGAGUAUAUUUCACGGCUUCGAAUGCUACGCAACGUGCUGAAACACCUCCAGCAACUACAUUGACCAGUUUUUUUUCAAUCUGCCAAAGCGAUCAGUUUGCACGAACUUUGCUUUACUCGGAGAUGCCACGUUAUUAUACUUGGAAUGCUUCAUCGAAGAAUUUUCAAAGACGGAAGCAAGGCGAUGCGGUUCCUGGGUAUCCAGAUGUGCGUUCUACUGAUGCUCUUGGUCGUAUGUAUACAGUUCAUCCAAAGAAUAAUGAAUGUUUCUAUUUGCGGUUGUUGCUGGUAAAUGUGCGUGGGCCAACGUCAUUUGAGUCACUACGAACUGUUAAUGGUGUAAUAUUCCCAACAUAUCGUGCUGCAUGUGAAGAAUUGAAGUUAUUAGAAAACGAUAGUCAUUGGGAUACGACAAUCGCUGAAGCCAUUAUCUCUGCAUCUCCAAGUCAGAUACGCACAUUAUUCGCUAUCAUAAUUUCGACAUGUUUUCCACCAAACCCAUGUAACCUGUGGCACAAAUACAAGGAUAAUAUGUCAGAAGAUAUUUUACAUCAAAUUCGUGUCAGUUCCAGAAAUCACGAUAUUGAGAUGAAUGAGGAGAUACAUAAUCGUGCUUUACUCUUGAUCGAAGAUAUGUGUUACCUCAUGUGCGGUAAUUUAUUAAUCAGGUUAGGAAUGCCAGCACCAUAUCGUGAAAUGAAUGACGCAUUUAAUCGAGAAUUGGAAAGGGAACGUGAAUAUGAUCACCAGGAAUUAGAUUUAGUAGUUCAAACGAAUGUACCCCUGUUGAAUUACCAACAAAAGGAAGUUUAUGAUACUUUAAUGAAGGCAAUCGAUGAUGAAAAUGGUGGUUUAUAUUUCCUAGAUGCCCCUGGUGGAACUGGCAAGACAUUCCUCAUGUCAUUAGUUUUAGCAACUGUUCGGGCGAGAUUUAACAUAGCGGUUGCAGUUGCUUCUUCUGGAAUAGCAGCCACAUUGUUAGAAGGAUGCCGUACGGCUCAUUCAGCAUUCAAAUUACCGUUAAAUCUUCAAACUAUUGAAGAACCAACGUGUAAUAUUGCAAAACACUCAGCAAUGGCCAAAGUUUUAGCGGUAUCGAAAAUCAUCAUCUGGGACGAAUGCACAAUGGCGCAUAAACGUGCAUUAGAAGCACUUAACCGAACAUUAAAAGAUUUACGCAAUGACUCGAGAUGUUUUGGAGGAGCAAUGAUUUUACUUUCUGGCGAUUUCCGCCAAAUACUGCCAGUAAUUCCAAGAUCUACGGCUGCCGACGAAAUAAACGCUUGCCUCAAAUCGUCAAAUCUAUGGCGCCAUGUGAAGAAACUGCAACUGACAACAAACAUGAGAGUUACAUUGCUUAAUGAUACAUCUGCUGAAGAUUUCUCGGAGCAAUUGCUGACUAUCGGUAAUGGUCAAGUACCUGUCGAUGAAUCGAGCGGAUUAAUAUCAUUUCCAAAUAAUUUCUGUAAUUUUGUCUCAUCAAAAGACGAACUUAUCAACAAUGUAUUUCCAGAAAUUAUUUCUAACUACAAAAAUUAUGAAUGGAUGAGUGAGCGAGCAAUUUUAGCGGCUAAGAAUAAAGAUGUAGAUGACCUAAACUACAUAAUUCAAAAUAAGAUCAUUGGAACAAUGCAUUCAUUCAAAUCUAUUGACUGCGUCACAAAUGAAGAUGAAGCCACCAACUAUCCAAUUGAAUUUUUAAACUCUUUGGACGUGCCUGGCUUACCACCGCACAAUUUACGCCUAAAGGUUGGCUCCGUAGUAAUCAUGCUUCGAAACAUAAACCAACCAAAACUGUGCAACGGUACGCGUUUGGUGGUUAGAAAAUUGAUGAACAAUGUAAUUUACGCUACGAUAAUGAUAGGAAAAUUCAAAGGUGAGGAAGUUCUCAUUCCGAGGAUACCGAUGAUCCCAACCGAUAUGCCGUUUGAAUUUAAAAGACUUCAAUUUCCGAUACGUCUUGCAUUUGCCAUGACCAUCAACAAAUCACAAGGCCAAUCCUUAAAAGUUUGUGGUUUAAAUCUAGAACAUUCAUGUUUUUCCCAUGGUCAAUUAUACGUGGCAUGUUCACGGGUCGGAAGACCAUCUGCGUUGUUUGUUUUUGCGCCUGAUAAUAAAACAAAAAAUGUCGUGUAUCACAAGGUACUUAAAUGAAGAGCAACCUAUGUACUAAAAUACAGAAAUAAUUAUGAAUGAUUGAUGUAGAAAUUUAAUUUUUUUUGUAUUUUUUCCAAAAAAAAAAAAAUCUGCUUAUUUAUUGACAUUAAGGCGGAACAAAGUUCGCCGGGUCAGCUAGUUAGUUCUAAUUUAGAGUCUAUGGGGUAUAUUUAUUUAAAUAUUAUAAUUAAUCUAAUGAAACUAGCACGUUGAGAUUCAAAUGAGAACUGGUUUUUAUUCAUUCAAAAAAUAUACACAGAUAAAACACACAAAUACCAAUAUUGGUUAGUUUCACAUUAGUGACAACAGAUGUCGGUACUUAGCAGUAUUUAAUGUUGAUUAUUUAGAUAUAAAUUUCAACACUCCCACUAUAUCUAAUAAUCAUAACCAUAAGCAUUUAUAAAAAAAAUAUUAGGUAACAUUUUACACAAUCACCAAUCCUAACAACUCCAUAAAGGCAUAAUGUUUCUUAGCACACAAACUUUUAGUAAACAAGUCAGCGGGCAUGUCAGCAGUCGACAAAUAGUAUAAUUUUAUUAUAUUAUUUGAAACACACUCUCUGGCAAAAUGAUAUUUCACAUCUAUGUGCUUAGAUUGUUUGUGAAAUACUGGAUUCAUCGACAACUUCUGUGCACUCUGAUUGUCAUUAAACAAACUUAAAGUAUACAUUUUAUUUGUGAUUUCAAACUGCAAAGUUCUUAAAUAUAUGGCUUCUUUACAUGCUUCUGAAAUACCCAUGUAUUCAGCUUCACAGCUUGAAAGAGCUACUGUUUUUUGUUUCUUACAUUCCCAGGAUAUUACUCCAUUGGAUAACAAAAAACAAUAACCAGUAUAUGACCGUCUAUCAUAUGUAUUGUUUGCCCAAUCAGCAUCAGCAAAACCUUUAAUUUCUUUAUUUCCAUUCUUACAAUAUUUAAUACCAAAUGAUUUAGUCCUUUUUCAAUAUUUUAAAAUCCUCUUAGCAUAAUGCCAAUGCUCAUCAGUAUGAUUAAUAUUAAACUGGCUUAAAUAGCUUACAGAGUAAGUUAUAUCUGGUCUGGUUAAGACCGACAGGUACAUUAGGCUACCUAUAAGCUGCUGAUAGGGCACUUGUUUAGUUAAAUUUUGACCAGUGUUUACAUUUAACUUAGUCUCCAUUGGAGUUUCAACAGUCUUACAGUCUGCCAUUUGAAAUUUUUCUAAUAAACUCUCAAUAUAACUUUCUUGAUUUAAAGUAACAGACCCUUCCUUUUUAUCAAAUUUAACAUUCAUCUCAAGACACUGUUUUACUUGCCCUAAACCCUUAAUUUUAAAUUUAUUUGACAAUAUUUCCUUCAGUCUAUUAGUUUCCUUUUUAUUAUUGGAAAAAAUAAAAAAAUCAUCGACAUAAAGGGCCACUAUAGUUACCAUAUUUCCAAUUUUCUUUGUAUACAUACAAUGUUCUAAUUUAGAUUUCUUAUAACCUUUUUCAAUUAAACAACUAUCUACCUUUUUGUUCCAGGCUCUGGACGCCUGUUUUAAGCCAUAGAUGGCUUUAUUAAGUUUUAACACUUUCUUAUAGUUAUCUGGGGAAUUAAAACAUUCAGGUUUUUGCAUGUAUAUAGUCUCCUCUAAGUUACCAUUUAAAAAAGCAGUUUUUACGUCUAAAUGUGUAACAUCUAGAUCUAAUUGGACUGAUAGUGAAAACAAAAGUCGUAAUGUUGUAUGUCUAACAACAGGCGAGAAGGUUUCCUUAUAAUCUACUCCUUGUUUCUGGUAAAAACCUUUAGCUACAAGUCUGGCACGGAACCUAACCUUACUUUCACUAUCAUAUUUCUUACACAAAACCCAUCUACAUUUAACUAUAGUACUGUCUUUAGGUGCAUCAGUAAGUUCCCAAGCAUCAUUAUCUUCAAAACACUGUAAUUCGUCCCUUAUUGCCUCUAACCACUGUUCCCUAUCUGGUCCUUUUAGAGCCUCAUCAAGUGAAAGUUCACAAACAUUUUGAAUAACACUACUUUCUAAACACAUAUUAGAAUAACCAUACCUGUCCGGCUUCUUUCUUUGCCUAGAGGAAUAACUUCUUUUAACACUCACAACACUUUCCACACUGUCAUCAGAAGAAUCAUCUGGUACAUAAGUCUCAUCAUUAUCAUCAUGAAAAAUUUCACUUCCUGAUUCAUACGAUGUGUCUCCCACUGAAUCUUCACUGGAUUGUGAUUGUUCAGUUUCCUCAAUCUGGACUACACUUUCUGUUUGUUUGGCAUUUUCUAUAAUGAUCACAUCACGGCUUGUUGUGAUAUCCUUAGUGCUUGGAUUGUAGACUCGAUAACCUUUUACAUCCUCUGGGAAACCAACUAGAAUCCCUUUUACAGCCUUUUUAUUCCAUUUGAGGCGCUUCUCUUUUGGAAUGUGCAUCAUCACUAUACUUCCAAAUACCCUUAAGUGGCUAAUAUUUGGCUUUACUCCAUUCCACAUCUCAAAAGGUGUUUCAUUCAAAUUUUCCACCACUAUCCUAUUUUGUAAGUAUACAGCAGUAUUGGCUGCUUCAGCCCAAAAGCUUUCGUCCAUUUUAGCAUCAAAGAGCAGACACCUUGCCUUUUCCACCACAGUACGAUUAAAUCUCUCUGCCAAGCCAUUCUGUUCUGGUGUGUAUGGAUUGCUUUUCUGAUGAACUAUUCCUGCUUUACUUAAAUAAUUAUCAAACUCUUUAUUCACAAAUUCUUUCCCAUUGUCGCUUCUAAGAAUCUAAAUUUUUCUGUUUAAUUUAUUCUCCACCUCAGCUUAGUAUCUUUGAAAACAUUCAAAAGCUUCACUUUUGUUUUUCAAAAAAUAAAUAUAGAUGUAGCGACUAUAGUCAUCAAUGAAUAAAAUAAAAUAUCUGGAACCACCAAGCGACACAUUCUUGAAUGGUCCACAUACAUCCGUAUGUAUUAUCUGCAGGAGAUCAUCACUUCUAUUUCCAUUAUGUGGAAAGGGUAAACGAUUUUGUUUCCCUUCGCAACAGACUAUACAUGAUGACUUUGAUAUUUCUACCUUUCUAUCAAGUGUAAGACCUUCCACAGCUUUCUGCAUUUUACUUAAAUAGUUACUGUUGACAUGACCAAGCCGACGAUGCCAAAUUUCACUCGAGGUCACCAUUGCAGCCAGCCUUUCAGGUAUUCUCAACUUAUAAACUCCAUUUAAUAAGCAAGCUGUAGCAACUCUCAUUACACUUAUUAAAUAUUUGACAGCCAUCAUCUUUAAACAGGACCUUGUUGCCUUUUGCAAUCAAUUGACUUACGGAGAUGAGAUUCGUGGUCAAACUAGGUACACAUAAUACUCCUUCAACAACCACAUCAUACUCACAGUUAUCUGUCAAUGUUGUUAAUCUCACAUCACCAGAACACUUGACAGACACUUUUCUUUAUUCGCAACAACAAUUUCUUGGACUGUAUGAUUGUUCGACACAUUUGUAAUCCAAUGUUCAUUCGCUGUCAAAUGGCCACUAGCACCUGAAUCAAUGUACCAAUCAUUCUUCGAAAAACAACCAUUUAGGAACACGGCACUGAACGCAUUUGUUUGUUUACGUUCACUGAAUUUGUUAUUUGAUGAAUCUUUUACAUCAUUAGGACAUUGAUUACGAUAGUGUCCCGUUUGUUUACAUUUGUAACAUUUGAUUACUUUUUGUUUUGACAUUGAUGUUGACGUCCGAGUUUUUCCGGUAUUGGCGCCAUACUUUUUUCGAUAACUCGCAAAUGCUCCGCUAACGUCGCCACUGUCUUCCUCCAAGUCCAUCAAUUUUGUUUUAAUGGCGUCGGCCGUUAUAUUAAUGCCCGAAUGUUCAAUCGUCAUUAUCAUUGGCGAAUAUUUUUCAGAUAAUCCAGCUAAAAGCAAUGAUCCUACCCACUCAUCAUUAAUAUGAAAGCCCGAUCCACUCAAUUUUUGGCUCGUUUCUAUGAUCUGAGUAACAUAGGACGUCAUAGAUGUACAAUUUUCAAGACGAAUUGAUAUCAAAGUUCUCAACAAGCUGAUCCUUCUAGUAAAUCCUGAAUCAUCGAAUAAAUGCUUUAAUUUUUCCCAUAGUUUCUUCGUAUUUUCGACAUCCUUGAUAUGUACAUAUAGCGACGAGUCAAUCGUUAGAAUCAAUUUUGCCUUGGUUUUCGCAUCGGCUGCGGCUUCAUCUGGAUUCGUGACUUUGAUACAGUCCGAAGUACCUUCCAGUAUUAGAAAAUUCUCCGCGGCGAAAGCCCACUCCUGGUAGUUCUCGCGACCUUUUAAUUUUGGCACGCUUACAACGUAAUUCGAACUCAUUUUCACCGGCACAGUGUAUUCUCAGUCCACACAAACUUAUACAGCAUUAACUUGCAAGUUCUUGACGGAAAAAACACGUAAUUCUGGGCCCAUAACCUCUAAUGAAACUAGCACGUUGAGAUUCAAAUGAGAACUGGUUUUUAUUCAUUCAAAAAAUAUACACAGAUAAAACACACAAAUACCAAUAUUGGUUAGUUUCACAUUAGUGACAACAGAUGUCGGUACUUAGCAGUAUUAAAUGUUGAUUAUUUAGAUAUAAAUUUCAACAAUUAAUCAUGUGAAUUUUGCACAACGCAGCUGCAGAUGCAUUGAGCCGGAUACCUUUUACAUCCAACAGCUUAAAGGAAAUGCAACAGCAUGUAGUAUCGUUCAUGACAAGAGUACAA